Triplophysa rosa is the source of this 1747-nucleotide messenger RNA. RefSeq names its product ubiquitin associated protein 1 (gene ubap1). The transcript is spliced from 7 exons. Gene Ontology annotation, molecular function: ubiquitin binding. The coding region runs from base 193 to 1563 and encodes 456 amino acids. Gene Ontology annotation, cellular component: ESCRT I complex. The record is from RefSeq and is a predicted model, not a curated record. Gene Ontology annotation, biological process: ubiquitin-dependent protein catabolic process via the multivesicular body sorting pathway. Lineage: Eukaryota; Metazoa; Chordata; Actinopteri; Cypriniformes; Nemacheilidae.
UCACACAGGAACAGAUUUCAGAAGGAAGCGGUGAAACCAAGAUGGCGUUCCGCGAUAAAGCAGGAAAUAUACUCGGUUUUUAAUAAAUCUUCUCAUUUUAGAGCGCAUAUCGGUGCUUGCGUGUACCAGGAUAGGCGAGAGACAUAUUUGGAGACUGAAGACACCGUAGAAACCGUUAUAGUUGUACUCUAAAUGGCUGCGAGGAAGUCUGGAUCGGAUAACCACAACAACGGUCCCGUCAGUUACCUUGAUGAUGUGCCCUUCAAACUUAACGAGAAAUUCCGGCCUCCCUCAAAAGUGGGUUUUCCCAUUGACUUCUGUGUACCUGACUGUAUAUCCAAACUUUCAGCACUGCAAUAUGACUUCAGUCUAGAGAGGCGGAGCAUUGAGUGGGGGGAGGAGCUCGACAAAGCACGAGCUGCUGAGGCUCGAGCAGCGGAGGCGGCGCGGGCGGAGUCUGAAAGCGAGAGGCAGGUCACUCCUAGCGAUACAGAUGUCGGAUUGGUUGGAGGAAAGAAAGCACGCUCCUCUGAGGAGCAGGACCUUAUUCAACCAGCAUUAAACCCAGUUUUGGCUGGCCUAUGGCACAACGCAAUCCUUACGCCUCUCCCAGCACCUUCUUUCGGAUCAACGCGGCCAGCCCCUAGCAACCCGGCCCCGCAAAGUCUAAAUUUGGCCGACUUUGAGCGAGAAGAGGAUCCGUUUGACAAACUCGAGCUUAAAACACUGGAUGACAAAGAGGAAUUGCGUAGUAUCCUCCAGAGCCAACCGCAAUCGUCAGUAUCACCACCUCAGCUUCCUCAAACGGAACCUCGCCCCGCGUCUCCAAGUAGUACGCCUCCUCUUCAGGCAAAAGCAGGAAUCUUCCAUAAACCUAACGGACUUGUCGGACUUCUGGACCGGGCUGGGGUUCUGGGAACCUCAGUGGAACAGAUUGAUACGGACCGGCCAUGUAACAUUCGCUCACUGACUUUCCCAAAGCUUUCAGACCCGGGGGACUCCUCAUCAGAACCACCUCUUAGCGUUUACCCAGCAACUCCACCCCGUAACCUGUCCAACGGCACACCUUCCCUGCAGAGGACAGUACCCCAUACCAAAACAACGGUCACACAAGACCAGUCUGGAUAUGCUCAAAAUGGGACACAGAAACGGUCAAAUUCUAUCACAGCACCCAACCAUCCGGAAACUGCACCUGCUACUGCGAUCCUUCUCGGCCUCUCUCCCAGCGAACGGCAGUGUAUGGAAACAAUUGUGGGCAUGGGUUAUUCGUACGAGGGUGUUCUAAAGGCCAUGCAAAAACAGGGACAGAAUGUUGAACAGGUACUGGAAUACCUGUUCACUCACAGUCGACUGUGUGACCGAGGCUUUGAUGCCACUGCUGUGGAGGAAUGCCUGGAGAUGUACCAGGGCUCAGAGGAAAAGGCUCUAGAGUUUCUUCAGCUGAUGUCUCGGUUCGGGGAAAUGGGCUUUGAGAGGGACACUAUUAAAGAUGUACUGCUCAUACACAGUAACGACCAGGACAAAGCGCUGGAGGAUCUGAUGGCCCGCGCAGCAGCAAGCUGAGCCCGAAGACUCUCCACUCCAAGAGCCACCCCCCCGUCUUUCAAAGAGAGAGCGAGAGGAAGAAAAGGGGGCAAGCGAGGAGUCCCGGAUGUGAAAGGAUGUGAUUCUCUUAUCUCUAAGAAAGGACAACUGAUUUCGUACCCUAAUAAAGAUAUACCUCGUGGGGUGGGGAUUAACAACACCA